CCCUGCAGGUCUGUCCUCGAGCUCUGGACCAUGGCAUGGACGUUCUCCCUCUUACUGUUCUUGGCGGCAGUGCUGCAAGGCUGUUUGGCUUUCAACAUGGAGUCUGUGGCUUGGAAGUACCUUAGCAGGCCGGCCGCUGGGUUUGGAUACCAGGUGGUGAUUAGAGACAGCAGCAGCCUGCUCACCAGCGCCCCAUUAGAGCAGGAUGGAGACAGGAGAGGAAAGGUUUACAGGUGUUCGAUCAACUCCUGUUCUGAGAUAUCUAUACCAGUGCCCAGUCACGCAGUCAACAUGUCUCUGGGUUUGACAAUGACAAAGAAUCCAACAUCCCAAACCACCAUGGUAUGUGGCCCAACCAUCCCUCGAGAGUGUGAUGCCAUCACCACCUACAACGGCUUGUGUUUGGAGAUAAAUGGAAGAGACUCCCCUGGUCCUCCUCUCCCUGCCUCCCUAGAGGAAUGCCCUGGGAAGACCGACAUCGCUUUCCUUUUGGACGGUUCAGCUAGCGUCAACACCAUAGACUUUGCUAAAAUGAAGGUUUUUGUCAAAGAUCUGAUCCGUACACUAGUUGGGAAGGAUACCAAGUUUGCUGUGGCCCAGUACUCAUUUACUUGCACCAUUCAUUUUAAUUUUCGAAAUUUUCUACCUCAAAUUUGGGAAAGACAGAUUGAUAUGAUAAAUCAAAAGGGUGGAGGUACCAAUACUGCUUCUGCAAUCCAGAAAGUUGUUGAUGAGGUAUUUUCAGUUAGUGGGGGGUCGAGUGAUGGAGCGUCGAAGAUCCUGAUCGUGAUCACAGAUGGAGAGUCUCAGGAUGGAGGCAACCUCCCGUCAGCUACUUAUGCAGCUAACAUCAAAUCUAUUGUUCGAUUUGCUAUUGGGGUGGGCUCUGCCUUUAACAAACAAAGCGCCAAAGACGAGUUGGACACAAUCGCCUCACUUCCUUCUCAGACACAUGUGUUCCAAGUGAGCAGCUUUGAAGCGCUUAACCAAAUCAGCAGAACUUUGCAGAACAGCAUCUUCAAUAUCGAGGGCUCGCAGGCUGCAGGAGCGUCACUGGAGAUGGAGAUGGCACAAGAAGGAUUCAGUGCUGCGUACAUUCCUGAGGGAGGAUAUCAUAUAGGAACUGUUGGAGCCUUCCAGUGGAAAGGAGGAUACCAGUCCUACGUGAAAAUAGACCAUCAGCCCACCUUCCAGAACAUGAAGGGAGAGUCUGAUAGCUACCUGGGUUACUCCAUGAGCACUGCGAGGACGAGGUUUGGCACGUUCACGGUGGUGGGUGCUCCCAGAGCGGCUCACAGGGGCCAGGUGAUGGUCGUGUCCCCGGGGAGAACCGACCAGACUCUACAGUUUACAGGACAGAUUGGGGCGUACUUUGGGGCGGUGGUUUGUGCGAUGGACGUGGAUGGUGAUUCCUACUCUGACCUGGUGCUGGUGUCGUCUCCCAUGUACACACAGAGAGACAGAGAGGGAAUGAUAUUCAUCUGUACCCUUACUGAGAAGAAAGGAGUGUCCUUUCCUGGAGGACGUGAGAACAUGUUGCAGGGGGAGGCAGGAGAGAGGAGCAGGUUUGGCAUGUCGCUCGCCCCUCUGCCGGACCUCAAUAACGACGGGUUCAACGACCUGGCGGUGGGAGCUCCUCUGGAGGAUGACGGCCAGGGGAGCGUCUACAUCUUCCACGGGCAGAGAGGCGGCAUCAACAACCUCUACUCCCAGAGAAUCGCAGGGUCUGAGGUGCAUUCUGGGAUGAAGUUCUUUGGCCUGUCCAUCAGCCAGUCGUCUCUGGACCUCAGUGGAGACACUCUCCCGGACAUGGCCGUGGGCUCCAAGGGGGCCGUCAUCUUACUCAGGUCCAAACCCAUAGUGACCGUGAAUGUUGAAGUGUCUUUUAACCCGACCAGAAUCUCCACCAACCACUCAGACUGUGUGACCCCUCUUCCUCACACCGCGACAGUCUGCUUCACCAUGACCCCGCACACUCAAGGACAAACAGCUCGAGCGCAGGUUAAUUACACGUUGACACUGGACGCAAGACGCAAAGCGCCCAACUUCCGUGCUUACUUUCAGCUCAAACAACGACAGGACACAAACAUGGUCAUCCUGGACCUGAAGGAGACUUGCAACAAACACAACUUCUUCGUUGAGGCUUGCCCGGAGGACUCUCUCAACUUAGUCCACAAUGAAGUUUCGUUCAGUUUCGAAGGCUUGCCUUCCUCAGACUCUCUCUCUCCCAGCCUGCUCCAGGGCUCCACCACCACCUCCAAUCACCCGCUGGACUUUGAGAUCAACUGUGGAUCUGAUAACAACUGUAUCGACAACCUCAAAGUGGAUUUUAAUUUUACUGGUUCCUCUGAGCUGAGGGUAGGAAUCGACGACGUGCUGAGUCUGACCGUGUCGAUGGAGAGCAGGGAGGAGAACUCCUAUAACAGCCGGGUGGUCCUUCGCUACCCUGCCGGCCUCUCCUACAGACACUUCACCCCCGUCCAGGGGAGAGUGGAAUGCAACUCGUUAGAUAGUGAAUCUGAAGGAACGACAGGAAGAAGCGAAUGCACCAUCAACAAGCCCAUCUUCAAGACCAACAGCAAGGCUGUCUUCACCAUCUCCUAUGGAAUAGAUAGAAACAGUCAGUUUGACCCCAGGGUGAACUUCAGUGCCAAUGCCACAAGUGGAAACGUUCAUGCCGCAGGGAGUGACCUGUUCAUACACAGAGACAUCAGGGUGCAGUACAGCAUUUAUGUGUUGCUUUCCAGAGUUGAGGAUUCUACCAGCUACAUAAACUUCACUGCUGAGAAAAACGAUUUGCAGAAACCUGUGUUGCAGUCAUUCCAGGUUUUAAACUUUGCCAGAGAUUUCAACCUCACCGUGAUAAUCAAGGUGCCCAUGCAGCUUGGUGAGACAGACAUCUGGGUUGACUCCAGAGGGAUGCAGAUUCCAGGAUGCAAAAGAGGAAAAGAUGAGGAACCAACUGUCAGAGACUUUGUGGACAAGUUGAAGAGAAAAUCCCCUCUGGACUGUGCGGUGGCCAGGUGUGGCGUGUUCACCUGCAGCGUGUUCGUGAGAAGAGACGACUCCCUUGUCUACAGCAUCUCUGGAAACAUCAGUUCAGGAUGGAUACAACAGAUUGGCCUGAUGUCCGGCCAGUUCUCUCUGACCAGCACGGCCACCCUGGACUACGACAGAGACCAGUACAUCUACGACUCCCAGGACUCCAAGAACAACCCUCCCAUCCAGAAGGUAGAAACGUACGUGGAGGUGUUUCCUGAGGUGGACCUGACUAAGGAGAUCGUGGGCGGCUCCCUGGGUGGGCUGGUGCUGCUGGCGUUGAUCUCGGCUGCUCUUUAUAAGGCUGGGUUUUUUAAGAGUCAGUACAAGCAGAUGUUGGAGAACUCGGGUGAUCCUGAGGGAGCGGACCCUGAAUAUGAGAACACCGUGCUGGAGGAGAACAACUAGUGGAGCUAGAGCAAAUCAAUAUAUAAACACUAUGGAGCAAUCAUUAGACACAACACAAAAAUUUGAAAACACAGCAUCCAGGGCAUGUACUUACAUGUAAAGACAAAUUUGUUUAUGUAUACACGGUAAAUUCAUUUACGUAGCAAUAAAAAAAAGUUAAAUUUUGGAUUAGGAAAAACUGGAUUUUGGUCUUUCAACACCUAUUGACACUUCUCUGCUGUAUGAUUAUGUUUAGCUGUGUUCUGCUCCUCUCUUUCACCAACCUUCUCUGGAGGAGGGGAUCCCUCACUCCGUCUCUGGAGGAGGGGAUCCCUCACUGAAUUGCUCCUCCCAAGGUGUCUUCCAUUUUUUCUCUUCUAGUGAGUUUUUCUGGGAGUUUUUCCUUGUCUUCCUUGAGGGUUGAGGUUGGCUGAGGGGCAGUUCUAUGGGCGUAUGUGAAGCCCUCUGUGACAUUGCUUGUAAAAAGGGCUAUACAAAGACUGUACAUUUGAACAUAUUACAUGGGUGCAGAAGUGAAGCGGCUCAGGUUGGGCUGAACUCUCUGUCCAGACUCCCUCAUACUGAAUCCAUGGUUGAGCAGGUCGAAGGGGAGGUUCUAGACCAUUUCAUUAGGGGGGCCAAACUGGGGCCAGUUUUACUGUUAAAGGGGCCAGUUGUACUGUUAAAGGGGCCAGUUACAUUAAACAUUAUUGUUUUCAUAUAGUUUUCUUCACUGCACUGCAGGCAUUAGCAGGCAAAUUAGUUUCAGGUUUCGGUGAUUGCGUUUAAAAUGUAAAUUUUAGUGUGUUCUUAAACACCAUGGGAAAAACUGCAAGCCUAACUGUUGUCUUUUAGACAAGCUUGUGGCACAUUAUUGUAUUCUGUAUUAUGACCACUAGGUGGCGACAUGGGCCGUUAAAAAAGAUGCAGAGGAAGUAAUUGGCUAUAUGCACUCAACAGUUAUUGGGUGUGCUUUGCCUUCGGC
Messenger RNA from Osmerus eperlanus (European smelt), 4411 nucleotides. RefSeq names its product integrin alpha-M-like. NCBI's taxonomy places the organism in Eukaryota, Metazoa, Chordata, Actinopteri, Osmeriformes, Osmeridae. Gene Ontology annotation, molecular function: integrin binding. Gene Ontology annotation, biological process: integrin-mediated signaling pathway; cell adhesion mediated by integrin; cell-matrix adhesion. Bases 31 to 3447 code for a protein of 1138 amino acids. The transcript is spliced from 31 exons. Gene Ontology annotation, cellular component: external side of plasma membrane; integrin complex. The record is from RefSeq and is a predicted model, not a curated record.